GAUUGGUUGCGGGGAGGAUCGUGGCAGCAGCAGCAGUUCAGGCUUGGGUGCGCAGCGCUACCGGCGUCGGUGCUUUCUUCUUCCUCUCUGAGCGGUAAGUGAAGAAAAAUGGCCCGUACAAAGCAGACCGCCCGCAAGUCCACUGGGGGGAAGGCUCCCCGUAAGCAGCUGGCUACCAAGGCGGCUCGGAAAAGCGCUCCCUCUACUGGUGGCGUCAAGAAGCCUCACCGCUACAGGCCGGGCACUGUCGCUCUCCGUGAGAUUCGUCGCUACCAGAAAUCCACGGAGCUGCUGAUCCGCAAGCUGCCCUUCCAGCGGCUGGUCAGGGAAAUCGCCCAGGAUUUCAAAACAGACUUGAGGUUCCAGAGUGCAGCCAUCGGUGCGCUGCAGGAGGCCAGCGAAGCAUAUCUGGUGGGUCUGUUUGAAGACACAAACCUGUGCGCCAUCCAUGCCAAGAGAGUCACCAUCAUGCCCAAAGAUAUCCAGUUGGCUCGCAGGAUACGGGGAGAGAGGGCUUAAGUGAAGGCUGUUUUUAUGGUGUUUUGUAGUAAAUUCUGUAAAAUACUUUGGUUUUAAUUUGUGACUUUUUUUUGUAAGAAAUGGUUUAUAAUAUGUUGCAUUUGUACUUAAGUCAUUCCAUCUUUCACUCAGGAUGAAUGCUAAAAGUGACUGUUCACAUAAACCUCAGUGAUGUUGAGCCUUGGUGCUCAGGAGUGACAAGUUGCUAAUAUGCAGAAGGGGAUGGGUGAUCUUUCUUGCUUCUCAUGCAUGUUUCUGUAUGUUAAUGACUUGUUGGGUAGCUAAACUUGUAAGGUACUAGAAUUGAUAUAAAUGUGUACAGGGUCCUUUUGCAAUAAAACUGGUUAUGACUUGAUCCAAGUGUUUAACAAUUGGGGCUGUUAGUCUGACCAUACAUCACUGUGAUCAAAUGUGGACUUUCUCGGAGGGUGAAGCUACAAGUCUUAACCACAGUGUAACUUACAGUUUCCUAAAAACGUAAACCUGGCAGCUAUAGAAUACACUAUGUGCAUUUAUAAUAGCUAUUUUAUAUAUUGUAGU
Molecule: messenger RNA, 1059 nt
Organism: Indicator indicator
Lineage: Eukaryota; Metazoa; Chordata; Aves; Piciformes; Indicatoridae
Product: histone H3.3A
Exons: 4
Coding region: 109-519 (136 amino acids)
Cellular component (GO): nucleosome
Molecular function (GO): protein heterodimerization activity; DNA binding; structural constituent of chromatin
Source: RefSeq, a predicted model, not a curated record